AUUGUGAAAUAAGCAAACCCUACGAGCUCGCUACUAUAAUAUAAACCGACCAUUUUAUGUUUCCCUUCGUCGCCGCCAAACUGAUCUCAGCUAGUUCUUCUUCAUCACAGAUCGUUCUUUGUUGUUCCAAGUCAAAUCUGUAAAAAUGCAGAACGAAGAAGGUCAGGUCACAGAGCUCUACAUUCCAAGAAAAUGCUCGGCAACAAACAGAUUGAUCACAUCAAAGGAUCAUGCUUCUGUUCAGCUUAACAUUGGUCACCUUGAUGCUAAUGGUGUGUACACCGGCCAAUUCACCACCUUUGCUCUCUGCGGAUUUGUCCGAGCUCAGGGAGAUGCAGACAGUGGCGUGGACAGGCUCUGGCAGAAGAAGAAGGUGGAAGCAAAACAACAGUGAGAGAGAAGAUAAAUCAGAAAGCUCUGCCUCUUAGUUUGUUUUUCUUGAGGUUUCCAUUUGCUAUUAGCAAUGUGGCUUCGUUAGUUUCUCUAUAUGCGAAUUCAUGUUUCGGAUCUUUUCUGGUUUAUGAAAGAUAAUUAUUGGGCUUUGAGGCCAAUAUGACCACAUUAUGAUUGUUA
This is a messenger RNA of Capsella rubella, 573 nucleotides long. RefSeq names its product 40S ribosomal protein S21-2. Lineage: Eukaryota; Viridiplantae; Streptophyta; Magnoliopsida; Brassicales; Brassicaceae. The record is from RefSeq and is a predicted model, not a curated record. Gene Ontology annotation, molecular function: structural constituent of ribosome. Gene Ontology annotation, cellular component: cytosolic small ribosomal subunit; ribosome. Gene Ontology annotation, biological process: endonucleolytic cleavage in ITS1 to separate SSU-rRNA from 5.8S rRNA and LSU-rRNA from tricistronic rRNA transcript (SSU-rRNA, 5.8S rRNA, LSU-rRNA); translation; endonucleolytic cleavage to generate mature 3'-end of SSU-rRNA from (SSU-rRNA, 5.8S rRNA, LSU-rRNA). The coding region runs from base 146 to 394 and encodes 82 amino acids. The transcript has 4 exons.